CUGUUGGCUUUCUGACAGUUUCCAGUGUCAUUACCAUGUCAGCCCCUUUCUUUCUGGGUAAAGUUAUUGACGUUAUUUAUACAAAUCCCAGUGAAGAUUUCACUGACAGCCUGACCAGCCUAUGUGCCUUGCUGAGUGGAAUCUUUUUAUGUGGUGCUGCUGCUAAUGCUACUCGUGUCUACCUCAUGCAGACUGCAGGACAAAGAAUUGUGAAACGUUUGAGAACAACCAUGUUCUCCUCUAUUCUGAAGCAAGAAACCGCUUUCUUUGACAAGACCAGAACAGGAGAGCUGAUAAACCGCUUAUCUUCAGAUACAGCCCUCUUGGGCCGUUCAGUGACUGAAAACCUUUCAGAUGGGCUCAGGGCAGGAGCACAGGCAUCCGUGGGGGUUGGAAUGAUGUUUUUUGUGUCACCUAGCCUUGCUGCAUUUGUUCUGAGUGUUGUGCCACCCUUGGCUGUCCUGGCUGUGAUUUAUGGAAGAUACUUGCGAAAACUUACUAAAAUGACCCAAGAUUCUCUUGCAGAAGCAACACAGUUAGCUGAAGAGCGUAUUGGAAACAUAAGAACAGUUCGAGCUUUUGGGCAAGAAGUGGCUGAAAUGGAGAAGUAUACAAAUAAAGUUGAUUAUGUGCUACAGCUGGCCAAAAAAGAGGCACUAGCUCGGGCAGGCUUCUUUGGAGCAACUGGCCUUUCUGGAAACUUAAUUGUCCUCUCAGUCUUAUACAAAGGAGGAUUACUAAUGGGCAAUGCCUACAUGACAGUUGGUGAACUCUCAUCUUUCCUAAUGUAUGCUUUCUGGGUUGGAAUAAGCAUUGGAGGUCUAAGUUCCUUUUAUUCCGAGCUAAUGAAAGGACUAGGUGCCGGUGGACGUCUGUGGGAACUUAUUGAAAGGAAGCCCCAACUUCCAUUUAAUGAGGGAAUCACAUUAGGCAAAGACACAUUCAGAGGUGCUUUGGAAUUCAAGGAUGUUGAGUUUGCAUAUCCAACACGUCCAGAAACAUCCAUUUUCAAAGAUUUUAGCCUUUCCAUUCCAGCUGGCUCUGUUAUGGCUCUGGUUGGCCCAAGUGGUACAGGGAAAUCAACUAUUGUAUCCCUUCUGCUGCGGCUGUAUGAUCCUAUCUCAGGUACUAUCACUGUUGAUGGCUUUGAUAUCCGUCAGUUAAAUCCACUGUGGUUCAGGACAAAGGUUGGAACAGUGAGUCAGGAACCAAUUCUGUUCUCCUGUUCUAUUGCUGAAAACAUUGCUUAUGGUGCAGAGGAUCCUUCUACUGUGACCGCAGAGGAGAUUCAGAAAGUUGCUGAAAUAGCUAACGCUGCUAGUUUUAUCAGAGAUUUUCCAAAAGGGUUUGACACUGUAGUUGGAGAAAAAGGCAUUUUGCUUUCAGGUGGACAGAAGCAACGAAUUGCAAUUGCUCGAGCUCUGCUCAAGAAUCCUAAAAUUCUUCUGCUAGAUGAAGCAACAAGUGCUUUGGAUGCUGAAAAUGAGUAUCUAGUGCAAGAAGCUCUGGACCGGCUGAUGGAAGGAAGGACAGUCCUAAUUAUUGCUCAUCGUCUCUCUACUAUUCAGAAUGCUGAUUUUGUUGCAGUCCUUGGCCAGGGUAGAAUUCUUGAAUGUGGAAAACAUGAGGAACUACUUGCAAAUCCAAAUGGACUUUUCAGGAAACUAAUGCAGAAACAAGCUUUUCUUCAGAAUAGUGAUACUUUUGCAUUAGAUUUACAAUCCAGAGAAAAGGAUGUAUUAAAAGAAAAUGUAUGAGAGAGUGUAUCAAUAAUGGAAGUUUACAAACUACAAAGAAUAUAACUAAUGUUUCUGUUAUGUAAAGUAAAUGUUAUAUUUUUCCAAAAUGUACAAAAUAUUCUUUUGAAACUUAAAUGUGUUUAAACUUUUUAUUGAAAGCUUUUUAAUAAUUAUUGCAACUUUUUAAAAUGUCUAUCGCAGUGAGGUAAUUUCAGCGUAUAGAUUUUUCUGCUUUGUGUUAUGUUAAUUGAGACCAUUUAGAAUCUUGUUCUGUAUGGUGAUGUGCUGCAUUCUCAAGUAAGUUCAGUAUUUUAAGGGUAA
Nipponia nippon (crested ibis) is the source of this 2060-nucleotide messenger RNA. The record is from RefSeq and is a predicted model, not a curated record. NCBI's taxonomy places the organism in Eukaryota, Metazoa, Chordata, Aves, Pelecaniformes, Threskiornithidae.